Molecule: messenger RNA, 1007 nt
Organism: Suillus clintonianus
Lineage: Eukaryota; Fungi; Basidiomycota; Agaricomycetes; Boletales; Suillaceae
Exons: 6
Coding region: 174-854 (226 amino acids)
Source: RefSeq, a predicted model, not a curated record
CUAACGAGGAUAAAUAUAGACACCUUUUUUUUGCUUCUGGUGUCUUCUUCGGUAUCUGCUGAGUCUAUCGAGUCCUUUCCUCCCUUUCCCCGCUUCCUCUAGCGCCCUCCCUUGGCUUCCUGUAUCUACAUCCCGCAUCCUGCAGGCAGCAGCACCUUUGAGGCCUUUUCAUCAUGUGGACCUACUACUACGUGGACUUUCGCCACAUCCUCAGGCUCCGUUGUGUACCAGUAUUGCACGCUACGUUCGGUGUUUUUGCAAUCAAUGUGUAUUCUACUUUUGGACUCUGCUGUCAAUUGUAUCACGACCACGGCCACUGCACACCCACGCAAAUCACCACAACCCCUCCGACUUGCUACAAUCAACAUCAAGACUAUCGGACACCUCGACACCACCCGCCGCCGCCACCACCAUACCCCAAACGGGCAUAUGACAGACUAUUUCCAGGAUUUCUCAAAAGAACAAUCGAGUCCUUGUUGAAUGGUGCCAAUACUCUGCAGGCGGACGGGAGUGAUGAUAUCAUUAUGUUCUACUUACCAGCGGCAAUGGUAGAAUUUGUCCUCCAGCACUGUAUAUGUGCGGAUGAACAUUCCCCACAUGCUCACAUAAGAGUGUCCCAUAUCUCGGACCCUACGGUUGACACCACCAAUACCAUCAACUCCCUCGACCUCCACCACGAUUUUCUCCCCAGCCGCACCUCAUACACCCCAAAGGUCACUUCGACGGCACCACGCAGACCACCUGGCCUCCUUGUGUAUUCUUGGCCGCUGAAGAUCAAGAACAACGAGAACAGCAAGACAAAGAUUGGUGCUACCGCUCAGCUAGUCAAACAAUUGCACGUGGACGUAGAAUAGAGGUACGAUGAGGAGUGGAAAGGUGAUGUGAUGGCCAGUAUCGUUACCAUGCAUCAUGUUGCGACGGGAGCCUGCGAACCCAAUCUGCGAUAUAUGUAGCGACACCUUACAUGUAACUUACUUGCACUAAUAAAUAUUCACAUUGAGGGUUAU